Messenger RNA from Euleptes europaea (tarantolino), 520 nucleotides. It is a transcript of the gene NPM3, whose product is annotated as nucleophosmin/nucleoplasmin 3. Gene Ontology annotation, molecular function: RNA binding; chromatin binding; histone binding. Bases 8 to 511 code for a protein of 167 amino acids. NCBI's taxonomy places the organism in Eukaryota, Metazoa, Chordata, Lepidosauria, Squamata, Sphaerodactylidae. Gene Ontology annotation, biological process: chromatin remodeling. The record is from RefSeq and is a predicted model, not a curated record. Gene Ontology annotation, cellular component: nucleoplasm; nucleolus; cytoplasm. The transcript has 5 exons.
UGCAGGCAUGGCUGCCUUCUUGGAUCCGGAAAGCAUCGUGGAUGGCGCGGGAGCUCCGCUUUGCACCGGCGCCUUCCUGUUCGGGUGCGAGUUGAACAGCCGUGCCCGAUCAUACACUUUUAAAGUAUCUGAAGAGGAUGACUCUGAUCAUACCCUAGCUUUGAACACGGUUUGCCUGUCAGAAGGUGCCAAGGAUGAAUGCAACAUAGUGGAAGUUGUGGGCCGCAACUAUCACAAUGAAGAAAUUGCCGUGCCAGUGGCCAAUCUGAAGCUGUCAUGCCAACCCUGGCUGAGUUUGAAUGAUUUUCAGCUUCAGCCUCCGGUGACCUUCCGCUUGCGCUCAGGAUCUGGUCCUGUUCACCUUGCUGGACUACACCAGAUCUUUCAUAAACAGGAUCUCUUGGAUGAUGAAUUGAGUGACGAGGACGAGGAUUUUAGUGAGGAAGAUAAGUUCAGUGACGAAGAAGAGCUCUCCCCUGUCAAGCCAGCCAAGAAGAAACAGAAGUCUUAGCUUGGCUCC